AUGGCUGCAACUGUCUGUCACCCUGGAUUACAGUUACAUCUUGAACCUCAACUUGUUGAGUCAAGAACAUUAAGAUUAAGGUUACCUUCUCCAAAACAAUCCAUUGAUUUAGCCUUCAAAUCUUGUUUCCAUGAUGAAGAAAACAUCAACAUCAACAUCAACAAAACAGAAACUUUUCAAAGCAAGCCUAACAAUGGUGGUUGGAACUUCGUUGAUGCUCUUUCGAAUAUCUCACAAAACACAUCCAUGAAAGAAACUACAACCACACCCGCUUAUGUUCAUCCUCAACAGAAACGUUCCUCUUUGGUUUUGAGUCCGAAGAGUCUCGAAUUGUGCACGGAGAAUCUUGGCAAUGAGAGUGGUACUGACAUUGUGGAAAACGAUAUGUUGUUGUCUUUGAUGGGAAAAACUGAGGAAAGAGAACCUUGUCGUCAAGUUCUAGGUGGUUCUAAGAAAGCCAAGACUCAGAAUUUUCCACCACCUUUGACGACGAUAAGAGGAUCGGAAUCUCUUCGUGUUAGACCUCACCGCGAAGAUGGAAGAUUAGUGAUUGAAUUCACUAAGGUCCCACCGAGAACCUCUUGUUUUGAAGCUGAGAGAAGCCAUGGCCGUCUUCGCCUUUGUUUUUCGACAAAUCAAGAAGAAGAAGAUGAUGAUGUUGUUGAUGAUGUCAUAGAUGAAAAUGAAGAAGCACUCAAUGAAGAAGAAUUUUCUGAAAAUGGAGUGAUUGGAGGAGAAAUAAAAGAUGACGAAGAAGAAGAAACAGAGGAGGAAGUGAUGGAAAGUGGAAGUGGUGUUGCAUGUGAAGAGACUAAAGAUAAAGAAAGUGAUGUAAGAAUGAAAAAGUUAGAGAGGUUUGGAAAAUGCAAAGAAGGUGGUGAGAGUGAAAACAAUGACACCAUUUGGAUGGCUGCUACUACAUAA
Molecule: messenger RNA, 924 nt
Organism: Lathyrus sativus (Indian pea)
Lineage: Eukaryota; Viridiplantae; Streptophyta; Magnoliopsida; Fabales; Fabaceae
Source: the annotation of a GenBank genome assembly